Choloepus didactylus (southern two-toed sloth) is the source of this 519-nucleotide messenger RNA. RefSeq names its product biogenesis of lysosome-related organelles complex 1 subunit 6-like. Lineage: Eukaryota; Metazoa; Chordata; Mammalia; Pilosa; Megalonychidae. The transcript has a single exon. Gene Ontology annotation, cellular component: transport vesicle; extrinsic component of membrane; BLOC-1 complex. The coding region runs from base 1 to 519 and encodes 172 amino acids. Gene Ontology annotation, biological process: intracellular transport. The record is from RefSeq and is a predicted model, not a curated record.
AUGAAUGUCCCUGGGCGGCCGCGCCCGGAUGGGGUCCUGACAGAGCCCCCUGAUGGCCUCGGGGUCGGGGAGACUACUCUGGGUUUAAAUGACAUCUCUCCAGAUGAAGGGUUAAUAGAGGACUUGAGUGCAGAAGACAAAGCUGUGGAGCAACUGGCAGAAGGAUUGCUUUCUCAUUAUUUGCCAGAUCUGCAGAGAUCAAAACAAGCCUUCCAGGAACUCACACAAAACCAAGUUGUAUUAUUAGAUACACUGGAACAAGAGAUUUCAAAAUCUAAAGAAUGUCAUUCUAUGUUGGAUAUUAAUGCUUUGUUCACUGAAGCUAAACACUAUCAUACCAAGUUAGUGAAUAUAAGAAAAGAGAUGCUGAUGCUUCAUGAAAAAACAUCAAAGUUAAAAAAAAGAGCACUUAAACUGCAGCAGAAGAAGCAGAAAGAAGAGUUGGAAAGGGAGCAGCAACAAGAAAAGGAAAUUGAAAGAGAAAAGCAGUUAACUGCCAAACCAGCUAAAAGGACAUGA